Branchiostoma floridae (Florida lancelet) is the source of this 711-nucleotide messenger RNA. Its product is annotated as translation initiation factor IF-2-like. Lineage: Eukaryota; Metazoa; Chordata; Leptocardii; Amphioxiformes; Branchiostomatidae. The transcript has a single exon. Bases 1 to 711 code for a protein of 236 amino acids. The record is from RefSeq and is a predicted model, not a curated record.
AUGCAGAAAAAUGUUCUGGACAAUCAUCAUCAUCUCUGCCGCUCCAACUCCAAAUCUAACAGCGGACCGCCUAGUUGUCCUCUCUCAGGUCAUUGUCCCGGCCAGCUUAACCAGAUAUGCCAGACCGGCCAGCUCAACCAGCCAGAGACCGGCCAGCUCAACCAGACCCAGACCGGCCAGCUCAACCAGACCCAGACCGGCCAGCUCAACCAGCUCCAGACCAGACAGCUCAACCAGACGCAGACCGGACAGCUCAACCAGACCCAGACCGGCCAGCUCAACCAGACCCAGACCGGCAAGCUCAACCAGACCCAGACCGGACAGCUCAACCAGACCCAGACCGGCCAGCUCAACCAGACCCAGACCGGACAGCUCAACCAGACGCAGACCGGACAGCUCAACCAGACCGAAACCGGCCAGCUCAACCAGAACAAGACCGGACAGCUCAACCAGCCCCAGACCGGCCAGCUCAACCAGACCCAGACCGCUCAACCAGACGCAGACCGGACAGCUCAACCAGACCCAGACCGGCCAGCUCAACCAGACUCAGACCGGACAGCUCAACCAGACCCAGACCGGACAGCUCAACCAGACGCAGACCGGACAGCUCAACCAGACCCAAACCGGACAGCUCAACCAGAACAAGACCGGACAGCUCAACCAGCCCCAGUUCGGCCAGCUCAACCAGAUGGGUCAGCUCAACAAGACUAG